AUAGCACGUAUUUCACAUCUAUUCUAUGGAAUUGAAUUCCCUUCUUUUCUUGUUAGUGUUAGUGAAGAAAGUUUAAGAAAAGAAAGUUUCCUUGCUAUCAUUGUUUUAGAUCACCUUGCUGACAAAUAUUGUUUUACAUCAUUGCUCCAUAUAUAUACCAUUUCAGGUGCUUUUGAAAAUGGAGGACAUUUUCGAUAGUUCAGGACCUAAACUUCUCGAGGGUAUUGUUGACUGGAAAAAUGCAGAUCACCGGAGAUCUGUCACUGCCAGCUUGGUUCAAGGAGUAUACGUCCUAGAAACUGACCGCCAAAGGAAAAUGACAAUCAGCAAAAAUCCCAUAAAUUAUGCUCAACCCUGGUGGGUCUCCUUCAAUUUCCAAUUACAUAAAUAUCUAACAAAAGAUGAUGGGUGCAUAUUCGGUGCCAUUUACGAAUACAUUAAUGGCAAAUGCCCAGCCCCAGCCGAUUCAAACGUCCCAAGAUAUGUUAUUGCGUUUCGGGGCACAUUAAUCCUAAGGCUAAGGGACCUCAAGUUAAACCUGAAAUUCUUCAUUAACGAACUUAAAGAGUCCCAUCGCUCUCAACUUGCAAUGCGGUGUGUUGAAAACUCUGUUGACUCGAAUGGAAGUUCAAAUGUAUGGUUGGCUGGACACUCUAUGGGGUCAGCAAUAGCAUUAAUCGUUGGAAGGAACAUGAUGUUAAAGAAGAAUUGUUCUCUUGAAGCCUAUCUUUUUAAUCCACCAUACGCAUCUCUCCACAUGGAGAAUUUUUGUACUAGUAUGGAUGAAGACGUGAAGCACCUGGUCCGCACUGUACGUGGUAUAAUCAAGAAAGCCCUCGCCAUUUCUGUAGAAGCUCGAAUUAAUCCUUAA
Juglans microcarpa x Juglans regia is the source of this 871-nucleotide messenger RNA. Its product is annotated as GDSL esterase/lipase At4g10955-like. Bases 179 to 871 code for a protein of 230 amino acids. NCBI's taxonomy places the organism in Eukaryota, Viridiplantae, Streptophyta, Magnoliopsida, Fagales, Juglandaceae. Gene Ontology annotation, biological process: lipid metabolic process. The transcript has 2 exons. The record is from RefSeq and is a predicted model, not a curated record.